This is a messenger RNA of Tachyglossus aculeatus (Australian echidna), 688 nucleotides long. RefSeq names its product zinc finger matrin-type 5 (gene ZMAT5). Gene Ontology annotation, molecular function: zinc ion binding. Gene Ontology annotation, cellular component: U12-type spliceosomal complex. NCBI's taxonomy places the organism in Eukaryota, Metazoa, Chordata, Mammalia, Monotremata, Tachyglossidae. The transcript has 6 exons. The record is from RefSeq and is a predicted model, not a curated record. The coding region runs from base 124 to 645 and encodes 173 amino acids.
AGCGGCACGUGACCCCCGAGGAGAGCGGCACGUGACGUGUGAGGCCCAGGAGCAGCGCGAGGCUCACAAAAGGGCGACCACUGCUGUGUCCGGUGUUGGAGCGUGGAGCGGGGUGCCAGCGCCAUGGGGAAGAGAUAUUUCUGCGACUACUGCGACCGCUCCUUCCAAGACAACCUCCACAACCGCAAGAAGCACCUGAACGGCGUGCAGCACCUCAGAGCCAAGAAAGGCUGGUUCGACCGCUUCCGAGAUGCCGCUGCCAUCUUGGUGGAAGAGCAGAACAAGAGGCCUUGCCGGAAGUUUCUCCAAACAGGCCAGUGCGACUUCGGUUCCAACUGCAGAUUCUCCCACCUGACAGAGCGCGAUUUGGAGAGGCUGAGCGCCCAAGUGCAUGAAGAGAGACGUUCCCGGGAGCAGCAGCUGCAGCAGCUGGAUGGCACGGACGGGCCCGAGGCCGGGAUCGAGGAGUGGCUGGAGAGGCGGGCCUUGCGGCUCAACGCGGCACAGAGCAGCGGGGCUCUGUCGGCGAAAUCCAGCGUGUUCCAGUACCCGCCGGGGUGGCCCCCCAUCCAGGAUUUGCCCCCCUCCUUGCGGGCUCCUCCCCCGGGGGGCUGGGCUCUACAAUCCAGCGCCCAGUGGGGCUGACGCGGGCCGCCGGACCCCACUUCCUAAUAAAGAAUUGAGCAUC